Messenger RNA from Eimeria maxima, 567 nucleotides. RefSeq lists its product as hypothetical. The transcript is spliced from 3 exons. The record is from RefSeq and is a predicted model, not a curated record. Lineage: Eukaryota; Apicomplexa; Conoidasida; Eucoccidiorida; Eimeriidae. The coding region runs from base 1 to 567 and encodes 188 amino acids.
AUGAGGUCUUUUGGAUUUAUCACGGUUGCGGUGGCAACCUUGCUGCCAGUAGCCUGCAAUGGAAAGACGAUCAUGGACUAUCUUCGCACAGAUGACCGCCUGUAUGAAGCCCGCGCAAUUGCCGAAGAAGCAGGUAUUUUGGACGACAUAGAUCCAAGUCGUUUUGGAACUCAGUUGACACUCAUGCUCCCGUCAAAUGAAGCAUUUGACCAGCUCAAUGCUGAGCAUCCUAAGUGGCGUCAGGCGCUCAUCAACAACAAGCAAAACGUUGAGACCCUUAUCCUCUUCGCGGCAAGCGAUAUGGUAGUUACCCCUGCGUCAAUUAGAAGCGGCAAAUGGGAGGCUGAGGGCUCCAUUGUUUCACUUCUUUCCGAGACUGCCAGCAUUGCCUCCGAUGGCUACGUUUGCGUUAGCGACUACACGAGGACAGCCUCUUGCGACGACCCCGACAGCUUGCCUUGUUGCGCUAUGGUAGACCUCGACAAUGUCAUAAAGGCGGAAGAUGGAUAUAUUUACUUGGUUGAUGCUGUUAUGAUGCCACAAGAGAUUGUCGACAAGCUUCCAUGA